CAACUAAAAGCAGAAAACAACUGGGAGACGAGAUCUGGGAUUUUGUACAGAAGCAAUUGUUCGAUUUUUCAGGGGUUUAGGGAAAACUCAUAAGUAACCAGGCGUUAGCGGAGAUGUUCUCCCGCAGGAGCAGGUUUCUUUCGUUCCCUUUGGUGAUUGGAGCAGUAAUGUAAGUUCCCCCAGUGUACCCCUUCUGGGUUUCGUUUCUUGCGUUCGAAAAACCUCAUUUCUUUCUGCUUCCGUUGUUCAUCGCAAUGGGUUUCUGGGGUUUUGGCUGCGAAAUUUCUCGGACUUAUUUCUUUUGAGUGUUCGGUGCUAGUUAUGAACUCUCUAUCGUGUUCUCUUUUUUUUUGCUAUGUUUUAAUGCUGAGUAGAAAAUUUGAUUGAAGGGGAUACACGAAAUUUAUAUCCAUGAGAGAAGAAAGGGACAACGCGGAAAUGGAAAACAACAGGGAAGGAAUUCCCCAGGAACAUGAACCAACCAGGUAACAGAAAUAGCUGAAACCGCUGGGCUACGGGCUGCAGAAUAAGAGUAGACACCGCUCUGUCUUGAUAGGGCUUAUCUUAGAAUCGAUGCAAGGGUUUGCAAACCUAGUUUGGCUUCAGCAGUUAAUUGUCUGCCGACUGGUUGAAGAACAAUCACAAUGAAAGAUUGAUUUCCUGAAAUGUUUGCUAAUGCUGGAAUGCGAGGAGACCGGUUUCGAAGUUAUUAGACCUCAUUGUUGAGUUGGGUGCUUUCUAUAACUUGUAGAUGUUAAGUAGAUUUAACAAAGAGUCAGUCUUUGAUGGUUUUUGUUUGGUUUCAGCUGCAUUCCUUUUGCACAUCAAUUGUCAAUGUUGAAGAGUGCUGGUCUUUGAAAAAGCCUUGUUCUUGGACUAGUUUCUGGCUGGUGUUUGGGAUUAUCAUCCUUUAAUGAUUGAAAUUCUGCAUUUUGGGUUGUUUUCCAGUUCAUUUUUUAACGUUCUGAUUGUUUGGUGGAUCUUUCUGCAGCGUUGGAGUUGUUUCUGGGAAGGCAAUAUUUGGCCAACCACUUGAUGAGUACUGGAAAAAGAAGCUUCAAGAAGAGGCAGCAACUGCUGCUGCUGCUGCUAAAGAGACCAACGAAAACUCGAGCAGUGAAUAACAGUUCUAACCAGUCUUCACCACCCUAUCACUUGCAUUUUCAUCCGGUCCCGUUUUUAUAUAGUAGGAGUGGGAAUCGUUCUCCAGACUGCUUGGUGAAGACAGGUUUGCAUAGUUUCAUAUAGGCUCAUUGCUCCUCUCACUAUACAAUAUCUACUGCAGGCAGAGUUCCUAAGACCUUACUAGAUUUUCAUCUUUACGCUUCUCGUGUGAACUUUCGCACCUUUUCUUUUGCCUCCAUUUUCGUGGUCCAAGGGGCGGAGAUGUACAUGUAGACUUUAUACACUGCAAUCCCAUCGUUCAACCGAAGACAGUCAACUUGCACUCUAGUUUCUCUGCUAUCUUCCCUCUACAGCAAAAAGUGACGAUUACCUGCAAACUCUGAAGCACAAUUGCAGUGCAACCGAUCUCUAAGGAGAUGUACAUGUCAAAGGAUAUUGUAAAAUAAGCUCAUCAAAUCUUCUGAUGGAUAAAUUCCAGAAAUGGUUUUACUCUCUUCCCACCGUUGGUGCAUUGUUCUCGAAUCACUGAGAAUUCAGACGAUUGUUUUGUGUCAUUAAAUACUUGCUGAUGGAUAGACCCAACUGCGGCUUUUAUUGAGCAUUUAGUUUCAGAACUUACCCUCUCUAAUGCUGCAGCUACUCGUCACCCAUAUCACUUCAUAUCUUCCAACUGCUCCUGUGGCAUCCGGACUUGGCUUUCUAUGGACAGGAAGCCAAAUGAGUAGCUGGCCUUCACUAUCUCAAACUGAUGCUCAUUCAAGAGGAUUCAUUAGUUUAGAGACUUCUCCUUCAUUCUCCCAUAUUGGCUCCGUCAUUAGAGCAGAACUUUGGAGGCAUUGUAAGGUUUUCGUCCUCGAGUGCGUCAUGGGAUUCAUCCCAUUUGUGCAAAGAUUCACUUCAAUAGCACAAAGAUGUACGGGAGUCCAAAAACAUAAGUACCUGUAACAUCUAAGUUAGCUAAUGCUGCACCAAACUUGUCUUUCUUAUUCAAGUUGGUAGUAGUCUAGUAGAGCAUUCCAUGUAUCUCAUAUCAAAUAAGGAAUAUUGAGGAUAGUUGAGAAGCAGGAGCUGGAAUUAUUAUCCAUGCGGAUGAACUGAAUUACUGCUGAAAAUUCCAUAGAAGAAUCACCUUCUCAAAACUAGGGAUAAAACUAGGGAUGGCAAAUUACCAUGGGUAAUUAUACCCAAACCCAAGUAGACCCAUUGAUAAUGGGUUGGGUAUGGGUAUGGGUGAAGUGCAUAUGGAUUUGGGGGUUUAUAGAUGAGUUUGGGUAAGGUAUGAAUAUUGCUUCCAUAAUCUAAAAGGGUAUGUGUUGGAUAUGGAUAUCCAUUUACUUGAGGGUGUUUUAACUACACAUGCAAAAAUUGGACCUAUUUGUAAAACUUGAAAAGUUUAGGUACAAAAAAUGUAAGAUAAAAAAUUUAGGUACCAAAACGUAAUUUUCCAUCGAUAUUUUGAGGACUUAUAUGCAAAAAAAAUUAAAUUUAGGUACUAAAUAUGCAUAUCUAUUAAGUUUGGGUACCCAACUGUAAUUUGUGUUUGGGCAUGGGUACAAACCCAAAUCCAUUUGAUAUAAACCCAACUCAACCCAAAGUAAAUGGUAUGGGUACAAACCCAUCAAACUCUACCCAUAUCCAUCUAUUUGGAUUUCAUACCCAACCCAAUUGGGUUGGAUAGUAAGAAACCCAUGGGUAUGGGCAAACUUGCCAUCCCUACUCAAAACAAAUCUUGAAACAAAUGUUUGAUGCUAUCAUAGAUCGCUAACAACACAGCUCUAGCAAUGUAUUCGUCUUCUCAAUUAGUCGUUAGCACUCUAAGAAAACUUCCUUCAACAUUCCUAGAACAUUGCUGGCAAACAUUCUGGAAGUAAUUCUUGACCAGCAUGACCAUCAAUCAAAUAAAUGGAAGAGCACAAAUAAUGUUUUUUUUUUCCGGUAAUUAGAACUUUAUCAUUAAGCACCCUCUUGGCUAAAACCAGCACAAGAGUUCGAAAAAUACACACGCUAAACGCCCACAAAAUCCCCUUACAUCAAGAGAAACACCAAAACUACUACUCUAUGCAUUGACAACAGCUAGUAGUUAGCUUAAGCUGGGCAAGAAAUUCAGGAUGGCCACAAGCAUAGAGUCACAUCUCAUCUCUGAUCAACUCUGCCAGCACCUUAACAGUUCGAGGAUGCUCCCGAAAUACACGUCGACGUCGUUCCUUCCAUACAAAACAGACACACAAACUCCAAACUGAGGCUUCAAUCAAACCACAACUACCUUAAUCCUUGAUUCUUUGAAUCAUAUACAGCAACAUUCAGAGCACUCUUGUAGGAUUUGCACCCUAUAUCCCAGCACCACGGCAGCUACCUCAUGCACAUACUCACACUGACAUAAUAAAUGAUUUCUGCUUUCCUCUGACAAACCACAAAGCGAACAAGAAAUAUCAUUGAUCAUACCCAAAAGUUUGAGCUUGUCUCUUGUGUUAAUCCUGUCCAGCAGAAUCAACCAAACCUGCACACUGUUUCUGGGCAACAUAUAUUUAUUCCAUACCACUUUCCACCAAGCAACCCUUGGUUGCUUCUUUCAUAUUGAUUCUCAUACAAUUGAAAUCGAGUACUUUUCCAACUUCUUCCCCUGCUACUUAACACAACCCUGCUCUACCUGCAUUCUAAAUCUCAACCAAGAGCGAAUCUUAAGAAUCUGCUUCCAGAUCCAAGAUCCACAGGAAGUAAUACGAGCCUCCCAAACGGAAACUCCCCUGAAUCGAUACCCAGAAAUCUAGGCAACCCAGAAACUCCCUCCUUGGAGAAGAAGUAACCAAAUCAGCCUAGCCAAAGCUAGGGAUGCUAAUCGGUAAUGCGGUUAACGAUUUAACCGAUAACCGUACUAGUAACCGCGGUAAUCGGUUAAAUCGUUAACCGAAGAAAAUGGUGAUCGGAGGAGAAUAUUUCCCUAGCGAUAUACCGGGAUCGAAGCUGGCAUUGAGCGUCGGCCGAUCGGUAUUCCGACACCGACUGGCAAAGGGAAAUUAAGAGGCAUCAACGAACAAAACAAUGAUUAGGAUUUGUAGCAACAAAACAUCGGCCACCCAAAAAGCCCUAACCCCUAAGUAAUUAACUAAACAUCUAAAUCAGACAUUUAUUGUUCUAUCCCCUGGCUACUGCACCAUGACCGUCAAUCCCUCCUCGGCUCCUUCGUUCAUUGAAUUCGAAUUUAAACGUUGUCUACGUCGCUGGCGCAAGCUCCACGCAAGGGCCAAGAGACACGACCCAACAGCCCUCAUCCAGUCAUCCUCUCCGCCAGGCACGGUCUCCAUCAAGCUUCGUCGCCUUUGCUCUGUUUCCGUCAAACCCCGUCGUCUCUAUCACUGGCGCAAGCUUCACCCACGGGCCAAGAGACACAACCCAUCAGCCCAAAUCCAGACCAGUCAUCUUCUCCGCCAAGCUCUGUUUCAGACUUUCAGUCAAGCCCCUUCGCCGUUGGCCGUUUCUCUAUUUUCUUCGAGCAGUGAAACUUGAAAGGAGUGAGUUUGUGUCUUUGUGAUGAACUCAUGAUAUACUAUUGACAGAUAUAUAUAUAUUGUCUUUAUUUCUUUCACUACCAGACACAAGAGGACAAGCCAACAAGACAAAUGGACAAGAGGACAAUGUUUAU
Linum trigynum is the source of this 4765-nucleotide messenger RNA. The record is from the annotation of a GenBank genome assembly. NCBI's taxonomy places the organism in Eukaryota, Viridiplantae, Streptophyta, Magnoliopsida, Malpighiales, Linaceae.